This is a messenger RNA of Yamadazyma tenuis ATCC 10573, 2566 nucleotides long. RefSeq names its product putative N(6)-L-threonylcarbamoyladenine synthase (gene QRI7). The record is from RefSeq and is a predicted model, not a curated record. Gene Ontology annotation, biological process: mitochondrial tRNA threonylcarbamoyladenosine modification. Gene Ontology annotation, cellular component: mitochondrion. Lineage: Eukaryota; Fungi; Ascomycota; Pichiomycetes; Serinales; Debaryomycetaceae.
AAACGUCGUAAGAAAUAAAUCCAAUUGCAAACAAAAGGUCAUAUGAUUGGUGGUUUAUGGCACAUACCAAGAAAUAUCGGCCGGAGACUUCCAGUGGCUAGAAUAAUUCUACGAAACUAUAAGGUAUUGGCCUUAGAGUCCUCAUGUGACGACUCUUGCCUUGCCCUCCUACAGAAGAUGCCUGGCCAAACAGCACCUGUUGUGCUAGAUGAGAUGAAAAGAACUCUAAAUUCACAACCGUUUGGAGGGAUUAUCCCUACACACGCACACGAGUUCCACCAGAAGCACAUUGGUAACAUGUUACAAGAUUUCUGUGCUAAAAACGGUCUUGAUUCUGUUCCUCCAGAUCUCAUUUGUUGCACCAGAGGACCAGGUAUGGUGGGAUCUUUAUCUGUAAGUCUCCAGCUUGCCAAAGGGCUUGCAAUAGCAUGGAAUAAACCGUUGAUCGGAGUAAACCAUAUGCUAGGGCAUAUUUUGGUUUCAAAGCUUACAUCUACCCCACAAUACCCGUUUUUAAGUUUACUCGUGAGCGGAGGCCACACCAUGCUAGUACACCUGAAAUCAAUAUCAGACCAUGAAAUUUUGAUCGAUACUUGUGAUAUUGCUGUGGGCGACUCUAUCGACAAGUGUGCACGGCAGAUUGGUUUGAAGGGCAAUCUUUUGGGAAAAGAGUUGGAAGAAUAUGUGGACUCGAUUCCCGAAUGUGUCAAGUUGCAGCUUGAUGAGAUAUCAACAGAAACUCGAAACAAUGAGUUCAAUUUCCAGCUCAAGUUGCCUUUGAGAGGUCCACAUAACAAGGCGAUUCCCGACGAGCUCCAGUUCACAUUUGCACCAUUUUUAAGCACCAUUCAGCAUUAUAUGAAAAACCACUCAUUAGAUGAAGGCUCGAAGCAGUUCAUUGCGUACAAAACUCAAAAUCACUUAUUUGAGCACAUUAUCGACAGAGUGAACGUAGCUCUAGAGAAGCAUGGAGUGGUGGAAACCAUCAGAACCAAAGGAGAUUCUAAGUUCCAAGGUGUACGAGAUUUGGUGUUUUCAGGUGGAGUAGCAUCCAAUAAAACAUUCAGGAAGUUACUACAAAAGGGCCUUAACACCAAACUUUUAGGAGCAGAGCCCGAUUCUUUCUCCUUCCACUUUCCGGAUAUCUCUUUGUGCACCGACAAUGCAGUUAUGAUUGGGGUGGCAGGAAUCGAUAUAUUCGAGAACCUUAAGAUUAAGACUGACAUGAGCGUGUUGCCCAUUCGAAAAUGGCCCAUGAACGAAUUAUUAACGGUUGAUGGGUGGAUCAAGGUUCUGGAAGACGAAGUAAACGAAGUGACAUGUAAAUAGACACCAAUGUUAGCGGUACCCUGUAAAUAUUUUAAUUGAAAACGUAGUUAACGGAUAUACAGUAAUAUACAAUGGUGUGAGGUAACUAGUAUCAUACCUUGGUGGCUAGUUAUCCAUCCUAAUCAUUCAAUAUCCUCAUCCUCGUGGAAAUCGGGUCUGGGGGUGGACAGCUGGUUUGCUUCAUCUUCAUCAUUAUCAGCAUCUUCAUCAUCAUCUUCAUUAUCAUCAUCAUCAUCAUCAUCUGCCUGGUCCCAGACUUCACCUUCAACAUCUCUAUGACCAAGGUACCCUUCGGUUAUGUUAUACUUCUCUAUAAGAGUCUGCCAUGUAAAAUAGUCAAAAGAUGCAAUGUGAUGUGAGUUUUUCUCACCUCUUUCCUCAUGCAUAAGAUCUCCUGGAGAAGCAAUACCCACACUUGUGAUCAUAGGGAUUCCAUUACCAUCUUUAAAGAGUCUCAACCUCCCGUCUCGGAUCAAGAAACUCGUGAAGAACAAGUUUUCAACCGACUGUGAGAAAGACGUAGGAUCAAUGAAGAACUUGAAGAAGUUAAUGGCAUCAGAAUUUCCUUUCUGCUUUUUUCGGAUCUCAGCAAAUACCGACCGUACUAUCGUAGCAGUGUUUUGUGUAUCAGUUUCUAGGUCAUUUGCAGUCACCUGCUGAGCGGUGGUCAGGGUCAACCCACGGGUGUCAUCGACUCGACGGCUUCUAUUAAUCACUCUUUUUUCAGACUCCAAAGGCCCAUUUAAAAACUCCAUUGGUAUUGGUUUGUUACUGGUUUUGUAGUAUAAGAGACCUAACUUCAACCAGCUGAAACCGUUGAACUUCUCUUCCAUGAGGUUGGAAUCCACAUAUUCCUCUUCUGUUUCCUCCUGUGGCUCUUGCUUAGUUCUUCCCAAAUACAACUUGAGUUUGUGAACAAAUUCUUCUGAGUUUAACGCUACCCCCAAAUCACCGAACUUGAGAUUCCUGGCAUUUAUGGAUGCGUACGCUGAUGUUUCACUCAACGCCUGGGAAUCAGAGUGGUAAACAGCCAUUUUGGAAGAACUCUUCACGUUUGCAAACAAGUCGUGAAGCUCUGUUAGAUGCUUUAAAAUCAUGGACCCGGCCUUACCCUGAUACGCCAAAUGAGCAUCGUCUUUCAACUUCUUUCUGUACCCAUCGUACUGCUGAGCGACCUCAUACGUGCUGGCUCUCUUCAGCAUAACCUUCCAAUGAUUCGAAUGAUAACUGUGCGGUA